AUUUGGCUAUUUGCUUUACUAGGUCUCCAGAACUGUUUUUAAAGUGGUAUCCUAUUACAGAUGUGCAAGAGCUGAGCUAUUGCUUAGGUCUUGUAUGUGAUAUGUUAAGUCUGUAGCUGGCAUUAGUUUGAUUGCUAUUUGUAUCUGGUUUAGGUUUGAAUAGCUCGUAAUGACAUCACCAUUGGCAAAUGCAGUGGAAGAGGGCAAGGUUGAAGAUGUCCAGGACAUUCUCUGACGGGAUGUGCAAGGCUGUUUAUACACAGCCAGGCGUGAGUCUCUGCACCGCUUAAAGGAUUCCAUGCUGGCGCCCAUGUUUGGUGGAUGCUUUCCUCUGAAAGUGCAUGAAUCAGGAGCAUGUCUAAUUGAUCAAGAUGGAAACCUGUUUAAAUAUCUUUCGGAUUAUCUUAAUGGAGAAAUUCAGAUUCCUGAAGAUGAAAAAGUUAGAACUGCACUGCAGGAGGAAGCAGAUUAUUUUGGAAUCCCUUAUCCAUACAGUCUGUCUGAUCAUUUGGCUAAUGAAAUGGAAAUACACUCUUCAAGGUCCAAUAUAGAGCUUAAAAAGGAUUUGUUGGAUUUCUGUGAUUCUUACAAUUUAGUUUGCACCAAGCCUACAGUUUAGCUCCUGCACUACUCCACUUCUGGAGGAAGCUGUGAAAGUAAAAUUAUUGGUGUGUAUACCACAAGAGCAGAUGGGACUGAUGCAAUUAAUAAGGUGCUAGGAAUGAAAAUUCAUGGUAAAAUCUUGUACAAAUGUACGAGAAGCUGAAAUAACAUCUAAUACAUCUGGAGCUAUUACUCAGUAGCUGAGCUGAAAAAGAUGAUGGAUGCUUUUGAUGCCUGGAAAGGGAGAGGUAGAGUAAUAAUUUUUGUCAGCUACUGCAGAGUGCCUCAGGAGCUGACUGAAUGUCGGACUCUGGAACAACGCCCGAGAGGCAGUUUGCACCAUAUGCCUCCAGUUUAUAAAAGAUGAUUAAUUGACUGUACCGAAGUAGAAAGCUGUUUACCAUGUAAAGUAGGUCUCCAGCCAAUUAAAUUCUCAGGUCCUUCAACAAGUACCCACAUAAAAGUCAAAAAUUCAUCUUCAUAAAAGAUAGCUGCUUGCAAUGCUUCACAUUCUGCAGCAAUUCUUACAUGACCCCAUGGUGAAAGUCUGAUGCUGCACAAAGAAGUUUCUCAAAACUCUACAACGUGCACAGCAGUGCCCAGCAAGUCCCAGGGUCCCUGAGGAAGGCCGAGUGCUGGCAAUGGGCCACUGAGCCAAAUGCCACUCCAGCUGCGGAGUAGGAAGCCUGUGAACAACCGUGCAGUGAAGGUGAAAAGGACUCUGCUUUUCUAGACACCAUCUCAGCCACCACCUUCUGCAUCCAGUAAAACAAGUGAACAGGACUGUGCUGAAAUUCCUGCAGUGCUAAACAAGAAAGAACCAGCUGUAUUAGCAGAAAGUAUUACCCUUAAGAAUGAUAAAGGGGGUAGUGUUUGACUCAGUCUGAUAGACUGGACAGCUCUACAUUGUACGGUUGAAGAAGAGGUCAUUAUCUCAUGUGAUUCUUUAUUCAAGAUGAGGUAGAAAAUUGUGCUGAAAAAGAUAAUAAAAAGCACAGGAAGAAAUUGUUUUAAGAGCACUGAAAUGUGUUUUCUGCUUUAUUUCUAGAUAUUUUUAGAUGUUGGUAAGGGAGGAAGAAAAAUGGAUUAAAAAAUCACUCAAGCACAUGCAGCUUAACAUUCCAGUAACACCCAUUUGUAUUUUGUUGUGCUGUACUGUAACGUGAGUACUUGCACAGCAUAAAAGAAAACCUCUUUAUCAAUUUUAACUACAGUGAACCUCAGUUUUUACCUUUAAAAGGGGGAAGAAAGGGAAGAAAAGUAAGUAGCUUUUAUUAGAUAGAAGUUUGCUGCAAGUGUACAACAUAUGCGUGCUGCAGAGAGCACCAGAAGUUGAAUGCACUUACUGGCACUUCUGGUGAGGGUAAAUCACCAUUUUUGCUCUUACUGGCAAUGCAAGGGAUCACCUGUGCUUGUGCAGUGAGAGAAAAUUCAGAAACACAGGAAGGGAAGAAGUGUGCUGUGUGAGUAACAAGGCUGCUCUCUCUGGAGAGACACCCAUUUACAGACACACAAUACUGUGCUGUGAUCUGCCACUGGGGCGAGGCUGGUGCAGCUGUGGCAUUUUGUGUCACACUGCUAGGGGAUGGCUUUUCUGGGGCUGCAGGGUCUUAGUUACACCUGGCCUUCCAUGUCCUUCUGCAGGUCCUUUCAGAGGGCACUACAGCAAAGCACAGAAGUUGAGGUCAAAAUGCCGUGGUUUAAAGAAAAAGCCUCCCUCCUUCCCCUCGUGCAGGCUGGAGGAGACAUUCUUGUAGCAGGGCAAAUGUUGAGUAAUGAUACUGAAACAAAGAGCUGCUGUAUGUUUCUAUCAGCAGAGGAAAGGCAAGUUUGGAUUGUUGAUUUUCAAGAGCCCUUUUAGCUGUUUAAAUCAGUGAACAAAACCUGGCUUUGUUUUGUAUGCUUGCUAAGAGUUGGGUGCCGGGUUUUUUUUGCUGUUUUUAUGACUACUUUUGCUUCUCCAGCACAGUAAAUACAGCUGUCUUUAAGAACAUUGCCAAAAAGCAAGUUCUUAAAAUUCCUGAGACUAUUAGAAUUACAGAAGGGUUCUUUAAAUGUUUUAUUUGCUAGAACAUUAAAGCCAUCACAUUUUCAGGUUUUGCUUCCAACCAUAAGGACUUGAAACAUAAUUUGCACAAGUAAAAAGCCCCAAAUUUUUCUGUAUUAACAUGAGACAUUUUGCCAUAAACGGUAGUGACUAUAAAGGUAUAGAGCACUAUAAUUUUCUGCUAUUGGUGUGUAUAUGGAAGACCAGCUGACCUUUAGAUUAUUUAAGCUGGUGUUUUUUCUUUAAAAAUAAACCUGGAGAUCAACAAUCCCAAGGCUCUUCCUAUCUCAACAAAAACAGUUUCACUGGACAAAGGACAAAGCAGAAAUUAUUGAAGGAUACUAACAUCAUGUACUCUAGUAUUCUUUGAUCAUUUGAGACUAAAUUUGUGAAAUUUAUUUUUCAUAAUAAUCUGACUGAAAAGCAGUUUUUAAUACUUCUGUGUGAUUUCUACUUCACUAUUUAUUCAAUAUCUGAGCACUUUACCAUGCACCUUAAAAUAUUUUUACAAGGCUGUCUAAAGCUGAUUUCUUUCAACUUUUGAAUUUGGAAAGCUUCUAUAAACAUGGAAUCAGAGAAUAUAAUUUAAGUACUAAAAGGCAUACAAGAAAAAGCAUUGAGAACAUUCCUACAGGACUUUGUACUACCUCAGUGUUUACUUAAUUAUUUUGAUAGUACAGUAUUUUUCAAGUAACAUUUGUGCCAUUUGCAUUACAGCAGCAUUAAUGAGUCUUCUCUUUGUCGUGGACAUACUAGCUUGUGUUUAAAUGAAUAAAAACCAACCCCCUUGAAUUUCAGUAGAUGAAAUGAGAAAGUGGCUGUGGUGAAGAAGGUAAAGAAAGAAAGAAUUGAUUUUAUUUGUUUAUUUUCAAUGGGAUGAGGUGCUAACAUGGCCUUUUAACUUAUCUAAGUAGGCACUUCCAGCAUGUUUUUUAUAUCACAGAAUCUUGAUCACUCUUGAUUAACUGCUAAGAGUGAUAAUGAAGCAUUUUAUGAUAGAUGGAUAGCAUUAACUUUCAUGGUGACUGGAACUAGAUGCACUGCCAAGUGGUGUGACAAUGGCUUACUUUAAAUCUUUGUGAAAUUAUAAAUCAUUACAGCAGAGAUCAUGUUAAAAAAGAAGUGUUCAGCAAGUUAUUCCAAUUCCAGAAUAAUUAGGUUUUCUUUAAAGGAGACAUUUUCAAGCACAUUAAAUGCAGGGUUUUUUAUCUUUUCUUUUUUCCCAAACAUGGUUAACUAAUGUAAGUUUUCCAAAGAUCCUGACUGCAUUAAGUUAACUUCACUUUUUAGUCUUCCAGCUGUGUAUGCAGAUCUUUAUUUUGUCCUUACACUGAAUUAAACUUACACAAAAGAUAAAUAGAUUCAACCUGCUUUAAAAUACUGCCUCCUUAAGAUGUGUUUCCAUUUCUGGAAGAGCACUAAGUGCAGUGGGAAUUCCAUGUUUGUGUUUGAAUGAGGCCAAACAGCUGUAUUUGCUUUGCCAAGUGAGGGGACUUUUAUAUAAAAGAGGACUGGCCUGGAAGGGAAGCCUUGUCCUGCCAUAAAUUCCUUUACUGCCCCUCAACAAGUCCCUUAAAAGGAGAAUUGCAGGUAGUUGUCUCUGCAAUGAGAAGAUAAAACCAGUUUUGUGGAAGAUGAGCCCAAGAGCUUUUGGCUACUUGUAACUACCAUGAAAUGGGCAGAUAUAAUUCCAAGUAUACAGAAACCCAUGAAAUGAAAGAUGAAGAGUCUGACACAGUUCCAGAGUACAGUCACAAAAUAGGGUUAAAAUGUGCAUUGGAAUAACCUUCCCAAACCAGUGCAGACACUAGACAAAACUUGGUGUGCUAAAACUGCAGCAUGCCCACAAGCAGCCCUCUCUACAGCCUUACCAAACCCACACACAGCUCUUUAACAAAAAAGAUGUCUCUAUAUCAUCAGAGAAAAGAGAAAUGCCAUCUCUCACCUGUUAGUCCUGGAUCUGUCUGUACUGAGCCUCCAGUACAUCAAAGCUUGGCUGGUACUGAAGAGCACAAGAUGGUCCUGUUGUGCUGAGUUAUGACUUAUGUUACAGAUUUUAUUUAUUUAUCUGCAGAAGGUCACUUGUGAGAAACUGACUUAAGGAAUAAAGUAACUUUCAAUAAUGCAAAAAUCAAAUGUAGAAGCUAUAAGGAAGGAAUAAAUGUUAUUACAGGUAAGUUAGAUUUUCUUUUUUUUAGGAAGGAUUAUAAGAAGAGACACAUUUCACAGCUUAGAUGUAGACAAGAAGUUCCUGUGUAAUAUCUGCAUAAAAUUUAUAAUUAAAUCUCUUAGAGUGAGGUUACAGUGAAACUGUAGAUAAACUGUAAAUAAUUAAAAACUGUGAUGCAGCAGAUAAAUUUUGAAAAGCUACCUAUCUGAUGGGUAUGCACAACAGAGAUUCUGGAAUUUCAGUUCCAUCUACUCCAAAACAUUCAGCUUAAAAGUGUGAUAGGUAGUUAACUAGGAUAAUAGUGGUGCUUGCAGGGCUAAGAAAGCCAAUGUCUACCAACAUGUUUAUUUUUCUUUCACCACUCUUGUAGAUGACAAUGAGUUACUGGCCUUUUAAAAUCAGGUUUUACCAAUAUUCACAUGUGGGACACUGUAUAUGCAUAUAAAGAAAAAUAAAAAUAUGGGAAUGCACUUCACUCUUCCCUUGGAGAUUAUUUUUCAAAGGCCCCAGAAGGGAAUAAUCCAGUCAGUACUAAGGAAGUGUACAGUCAGAGAACAGAAAUUAGGCAGAGGAAAUUGUAAAAAGCAAUAGUGAACAAUCACCUAGGUGUAAACUUUUAAAGCUACUUAAGUGUCCUCCUGCUCUUACUGACCUUUAACACCUUUCUGAUUCUGACACUUGGGCCAACAGGUCACUUGACGUCAGCUUUAGAUUCUGACACCUUACAAUGUUAAACAAUAACUUCCUGUAAAAUGCGCUCAGCAUGGAGGUGGUUCUCACGGCAAGGCUGUGGCAUUAGAAUAAAGCUGGAAGCAAAAGCCUUAGU
Zonotrichia albicollis (white-throated sparrow) is the source of this 5646-nucleotide messenger RNA. RefSeq names its product potassium channel tetramerization domain containing 18 (gene KCTD18). The record is from RefSeq and is a predicted model, not a curated record. Lineage: Eukaryota; Metazoa; Chordata; Aves; Passeriformes; Passerellidae. Gene Ontology annotation, biological process: protein homooligomerization.